Molecule: messenger RNA, 7699 nt
Organism: Haliotis rufescens (red abalone)
Lineage: Eukaryota; Metazoa; Mollusca; Gastropoda; Lepetellida; Haliotidae
Exons: 9
Coding region: 306-4562 (1418 amino acids)
Cellular component (GO): cytoplasm
Molecular function (GO): protein binding
Source: RefSeq, a predicted model, not a curated record
CAGCUAUCACACAACAGCUUGAAUAACAAGCACUGGUCCAUAGACUGCACACAUACCGACCACGUUUAGACGCGGAAUGAACACAUUAGAAGUAUGCGAACAUUGUGGAGAAAAAUCCAAGGGUGUUCGUCCGGCAUGCAAAGGUGCAAGCAUCGUUGAAUUAUAAAGGUUCAGAGCACCACAAAGAAACAAAAUAUCACGUCGAAAGUUCAUCACAGCAUUAAUCGUCGCGUCUACCUACGACCUUGAACUUCGUGCUGUAAAUCAGAGUAUCGCCCCUUGGACCAAGUGGAUAGUCGUUAGACAUGUCGUCCUCAUCUCAACCGACGCAAUCUUGUGUCGUGAUUCCUUCAAGCUCCGAAAAUCAGAUGUCACUCCUUAAGCUUAAACACAUUGGUGAAAAACGUAAAGAUGAAGAGGGGGAAAUUGGACAAGUCAAGACAAGAAAAUUUGAACCCCCAAACUAUGUAUUGGCCCCAUAUGAGCUAAAGACUAGCAUCUGCCAGGAACAAAAGCACAAAUUCGACAUUCAAACAAAAGACUUUUUUCUACCAUCACUUCAACAGAUUGGACACAGUAUUAAAGACAUACAAGAGUUCUACUGCCCUGGUGGUAAACUAAACGUUGUGCCUCAAACCCUACCCAUCAAACUCAAAAGGAUUACUGAGAAACUUCAACUUUUGCUUCAAAAAGGAAAAUAUUCUAUCAUGUCACAAAACAGUUUGCUGAAAGAAACUGCUGGCCCAACACUUCAUCAAGGAACAGAUGGCUUCGUCUUCAUCGCACAAACAUUGUGCUUUCCCUUAAAUAUCGUGUGCAGUGAAUUACCAUCUGAUAUUCACUGCGAUAUUGUCCUGAUGUUACCUUCUCAACCAGCAUUUGUACUGACUUUCGUGGACAAGGACACACCAGAAGCAAGGAAAUACAACGUCAGUGUUGCUAGAGGGGUGACAACUUCCCUCAAUAAGUUCAUUGAUGAUGACUUUUCAGUAGUGUUUGGUGUCGUGUGCAUGUCUCAUCUGGACUCCCAUGAUACAUUCCAGUCCCAUUUAAAGACACUUGAUGAAUCAUGUAGCAAGUUUGUUACGCUUGACUCCCUUUAUAUGUCAAAAAGGAAAUAUUUUAAACUCAUCACUUCCUUUUGGGCUGCGGUUGCAAAGGUAGAGCCUGGAGAUCAGUUUCCCGACACUGACGUGAUUAAUUUCUUGACAAGAGAACAGUGCACAGUGUUGGUAGAAAAUAUGAAUUGCAACUACGUUUUUGUGUCAACUCAUCCAAAAAGUGGUGGGACUACUCUGAUGUUGGAAGUGGCCAGAAGACUUCAGAAUUUUCUACCAACGCAUCUCAUUGUCAAAUCAGAGAACGACAUUUCCAAAUACAGAAAUCUAUGUGAGAGGGUUUCAACGACCUUGCAGCCUGAAUGUCCUGCAAAUAUGACACCGGAAUGGAACAGCAGCAUACGUAGGUGCGAGACAGCAGUUGUCACAGAAACAAUUCUGCCUUUCCACGAGGGCCAAGACCAAACCACGAAAAUCAUAUGGACCUUCUGUUCAGAGUUCAUCAGACCAAGAAUUAUCGAUGACAUACUUGCCCUCUUUGAAUCACUUCAGCAUGUACUUCUUGUCGGAUCAGCAGGUGAGGGAAAGACAGUCAUAGGCAUUCUUCUUCUGGAACACAACAGAUCAAAAGGAAUACGAGUAGUACAUGCGACCAGUGCCAUGGAAAUGAAAAGCGCUAUUCAAAACUCUGAAGAAACGUUUAUCCUUUGUGAUGACGUGUUUGGGAGGUUCAGGUGCACAUUUACGUUAACACCCGAUUUGGAAAACAUGUUCAGUAGGCUUCAAACUAAGACAAACAUUAAAACGUUAUUCACUAGUAGAUGUGAUGUUUACGAAGACGCACUUCAGCGUUUAGGGAAGCUUCAGUCACAUUUUGCAGGUUCCAGGGAAGUGAAUCUUACCGAGAAAACUGUGACAAGUGAAAAGACCAAAAUGUUAGACAGAUACUUAGAAGCCACAAACAGGCAUAUUCCUGAUGUGGAAAAACACAUCAUUAUCUUGAAGCGAAAUAAUCAUGGAUUUGCACACUCAUGUCAGUUGUUCGCCACGUUAGGAAAGGAGAACACAAACGCCAAACAGUUCUUUGACAAUCCGUUGUAUUUUGCUGGAGAAAGAAUUCAACAUCUUUUGAAGAAUUCGAUCAUGAAGUGCCUCCUAUAUCUCUUAACAGCAUUCAAAGGCACACUUGAUUUGAAAGAUCUUACCAUUGAUUCAAAUGAAAAACGGCAGAUGGUAAUGAGGUAUGUCAGUUACAGAGAAACAUCUUUGUCUGAGGUUCUUACCGCUGCCGCAGAGGAACCAUACUUGUUUACAACAGAAGGUUGUGUAAAGUUUUCUCAUCCAUCUUUUCUUGAAGUAACGUCAAACAUCAUAGCAGAAUCUGACACUGAGUUCAUCAUAAAGUAUGGACCCCUUGAACUGUUUGAAAAGGCAAGAAAUAUGAGAGAACAAAAAUACAGCAUCAGUUUGUCUGAAGACAGUCAUUUCAUCAAACUAGCAGAACGGUUUUCACAGGAAAUAAAACUUGGUUUAUAUGAAAGCUGCUGCCCACAUCAACUGCUACAAAGUCAAAGCUUUGUAGAUCAAGUUAUGUGUCAACUCCCAACAUCCACAGAUCACUUAGCCAUCGAUAAACUAUUGUACUGGGCAUCUAGCAAUGGUUCAGAUGUGAUGAUGAAAGCGUUGUUCCAGAAGUACCCAAUGACAGGGGAAAUGUAUCAUCAUGCAGUUGUGGGCUGCAGCAGAUGGGGCAAUCAUUCUGCACUGGAGUUCAUUGUUACCACUUUGAAACUGACUUCACGGGACAUUGGGGAAAUCACUGAAGAGGGGUUGUCAUGCUUAAUUAUAGCAGCCAAUCAGAAUCACAUUGAAGUGUGUAAAGUUCUGAUCAAACACCAAGUGGAUGUAUCCACCACAGAUCCACGCAUGGGGGCAAAUGCACUUCAUUGGGCUGCUGCAGCUGGUCACCUUGAGGUUGUGAAUCUGCUGUCAAACCACAUAUCAAUUGAACGUGAAAGCAAUGGGGGAGUUACACCUUUGUUUGUGGCUGCAGAAAAUGGGCACAUGAAAGUGUUUAAACUUUUACUUGAGAAGGGUGCUGCUAUGAAUAAACAAAUUAAAAGCAGAAUUGUCUCAUUAACAAAUCCCAGAAACGAAGGCCGUGCAUCGGUUAAGCAGCUUAAUGUAUCAGAUGAAGGUUUUACUCCUCUUCAUGUGGCAAGUUAUGAAGGAAAUUAUGACAUUGUAAACCUCCUGAUAACUGAAGGAGCUGACGUCACCUUGAAGGCUCAAUUGGGACCUCCUGUCGCUUUUGCUGCAAAAGCAAAUGAAUUGGGUAUCUUUCGUCUGUUCCUAAAUGAUGUGAGAGUAAAUUUCAGUGACGUUAUUACUGCAGCAUAUGAAUAUGGCCGUACUGAAAUGCUGAAAGAGGUUGUUCUCCAUAAACGGUCACAUGCUAAUGCUAUUAUAAUAGGAACUUUGCAGGGAGAGCUGGAGACUGUGAAGCAUUUGCUUGAGGAAAAUGAAAAAAGUUUAACCUCAAAUGUCGAAGGAUAUACACUUCUCCAUCUAGCAGCAACUUUAAGCCAUGAAGACAUUGUGGACGAGCUCCUACAAAGAAGGAUCGAAGUGAACAAAUCUUCUGAAGGUGGAUUCACAGCUUUACAUGGGGCAUCUAUUACUGGCGCUUCUUCAGUCGUUGAAAAGCUCAUCAAUAGGGGAGCAGAUGUUGCUCGACUUGCGAAUGCUUUCAGUCCUCUUCAUUUUGCAUCAAUGUAUGGACAGACAAAUGUAGCAAGGGUCUUGAUACAACAUCAAGCGGAUAUUCAGAUGAAAGGUUAUCAUCAGUGGAGCCCACUUCAUGUAGCAAGUAUCCACAACCAACCCGACAUUGUACUGCUUUUACUGGAACACAAUGCUGACAUAGAAGCUUUAUCAGAAGACCUGUCAACAGCCCUUGUAUUUGCUUCAUAUUUGAACAAUAUGAAGAUAGUAGAUAUAUUGUUAGCUCAUGGAGCUGACUUACAUCCAAGAGACAUGUCAUAUCACCCACUUCUAGGUAUUGCUCUCCUGGGGCAUCCUGAGGCUGCGAAUAAUUUAUUUCAGAGAGGUGCAAGGGUAAAUCAUGUAAGUGCAGUUGGGGUAAGCGCCUUACAUGGAGCUGCGUACAUGGGGGCAAUGGAUGUCCUGAAAUGUCUUCUUGAGAAUCAUGCAAAUCCAAACCUGAAACUCUUCGAAGGGAUAUCACCAAAGGAGAAAUCUAUCAUAACAAAGCAUGUUGAGAAAUGGUGCAAAAGCACACCUGGUAAGAAUAUCAAUUUGAGAAGAUAUGAUGGUGGUUCUGCGCUCCAUGUGGCUGUCGAUAUGGGUUACACCGACAUGGUGCGACUUUUGUUGAAAUCAGACGCUAAUCUCAAUCUCAGGAACUUGAACAAUGAAACUGCUGUGGAUAUUGCGAGAGAGAAGGAAUUCAGUGACAUUGUGAGACUCUUAGAAUCGUCCUAGACUAACUGUGACUGCUAUCAAAUGAAUAAUGGAUAUAGCAACAUUAGCACUGGCCACUGUCAUUAUAUUUGGCAGCACUGCUUUCACAAUCGAUUAGCAAAAGUUACACAUUCAAUGUAACGAGCUAGUGUUUUAAUGAAUAAUGGAUACACCAUGAACACUGUCCAGUUCAUGAACAUAAAGCUGCCUUGAUAUGUUGCAGCAUUGCUUAUAGAAUCCAUCAGCCUAGGUUACACAGUCAAUACACAAACAGGUAGACUUUUACCAUGGGUAAAUUAUUUUGUGACAAGGUGGUAUGCCAUUUGUACAGUUGAGUAUAUUAUAAACUCUUAUCCUGUAUAUAUAUAAACAUAUUUCUGUUUCCCACCAUGUUGUAAUUUUACAGUCCUCUUUCAAUUGUGACUGCUCUAGCCAGACAUAUCCUGUCAUGUAAAGUAUUUCAAGUGUAAUGAAAUUGUGACCACUGUACAUCAUCAUAGGUACAUACGGUUGUGCGGUUGCCACUAUUCAUGUCAAGAUACUUUUAAUCUUAUAUGGGGCGGUCGGGUAGCCUAGUGGUUAAAGCGUUCGGUCGUCACGGCGAAGACCCGGGUUCGAAUCCCAACAUAGGUACAAUGUUUGAAGCCCAUUUCUGGUGUUUCCCGCCGUGAUAUUGCCGGGAUAUUGCUAAAAGCGGCGUAAGACCAUACACACUCACUUUAAUCUUAUAUGGUGGUGUACUGUUAUUUGUAUCGAAGGUGAGUCUCCUCCUCAGGAUCGAGAUUGAGUGAAGUCACAUUCGUAAUGCUGACACAAGAACAUGAAAGAAAAUGUAAGGUAAAGAAGUUAUCCUAUGACAAAAGCACAGCUUUCAUGUUUAGAAAUGUUACAGCAACGUCACACGUGAGACACCAAAUGGGAAACAUGUUUUAUCCAUGUAGGGAUUUUGUUUCUUUUUCUAUUUAAAAAAAAUAGAUUUUAUUCCAUUUCCAAGUACAUGUUAUCAAAUAUAUGUAGCGGGCAAGUACAUUUACAAUCGAGGUAAAAGCCAUAAUAAAAUACUAUUAAUGGAAGACAUGUAUCCAUGUGAGUGAGUGAGUGAGUGAGUGAGUGAGUGAGUGAGUGAGCCCACAAUCAUUGGUUUCUGGCGUGUCCAAGGGACGCAACUCUGCACAGACUGGGCCACCCGUGCCCCCUUACAUUGUUUGAAGUAGAGAGUGAUUGUACAUGGAUAAAAUAUUUUAUUCACGCUUCAUGACUGUGUACAGAGAGAAGAAGUCAGUUGCUUUCAUUGUUUGUUUUCUUGUACAGAUUUUUGUAGAAAUAUUUUUACUCUUCUAGGAUAUAUCUGCCAUCUGUUACUUUAUCCCGAUUUUCAUUUAGGAUACUAUCAAUAAGCUUACUUGAGUAAUUUCGAUUUUCUAAAUGGCAAAAAUAACUAUUUGGUUUUUCUCCUUCCUCGUACCAUCGUAUUCUAUUUCUAAUUGAAUUCCUUAUACUUCUUCUUCAUGUAUUUUUGUGAUUGCCUUUGAUUAGUUGAUAAAUCGGUAGAUAUUGAUUCGGUUUUUCUUUUGAAAGUCUUUUAUGACAGUUUCUUCAAGAACUGAUAUUUUGUCUGUUACUCAUUUAAUCUUUCUAUCAAUAAAUGAUAAAAAAAGAAAUGGUUUUACCCCUUAAAUUCAUUAAGAAGGUUUUAAGAAACAAAGAUAUGAUCUGAUUCAGUGUUGCAUGUUCAAUAUGUUGGUAUAUUUCUUCCUCAGAGUAUAUUGUGUCUGCAUAUUCAUGUAAUAUUUCCAUUUAUGUGUUUUUAACUAUUUAAAUGUACUCUUCGUUACGUAUCAGUGAAAUAUUAACUUUCCAAUAACUUAGGCUUCUUUCCUUACUUAAUGCAUUUGAGAUUGUUAAUGUGAUAGGGGAAUGGUCAGAUUAUUAACUAGGUACAAUGCCUGUAUUAUAUGACAGAUUAUAUAUACUUUGUGAAACUAAAAAGAAAUCAAGCCUUGCUUGCUGCCUUGGAUUGUUUUCCAUCAUGUAAAUGUUUUACUUUCUGCAUUUUGUUCUCUCAAUACAUCUACUAAAUCAAAAUGUUCUUUAUUUUCUAAAACAGUGUUUCUUGCAUUAGGGCUGUUUACAUUUUUUGUAAUUUUCCAAAUCUACUGAUGGGUUAAGCCAAUUGAAGUCACCAGAGAUGAUAAUAAAUUCAUUUUCGAAUUUAUCAAUAUCCUUAAGCGAAUUGGCAUAAAAUGAUUGCUGGUCCUUAUUUGAACUGUAUGCGUAGGUUUGUAAGAGUAACUUUUAUUCCGUCUACUGUAAUAUCAGAAAAAUAUGAUUGCCUUUUUUAUCAACUAUACUUUUGUGGAUAUAUAUCAAUAUUGUUGUUAAAUGGGAUAGAACACCCAUGGAAUUAGAUUUAAAAGGUGCUAUAAUGCCUUGUAACCCCCAUGUAUUUUCUUUCGAUUUUGUUUUCAUAUUUUGAAAUGUGAAUAGCUUGAAGACAGAUGAUAGAGUAUGUCUUUUUUAGACAUAUUUUCAAUAUUUCUUUACGGUUUUUUUUCAGGAAGCCCUUUACACUUUGCAGAUACAAUCUUUACCUUAUUAUCAAUCACUGUAGAAAGUAUAAGUUGAUUUAAUAAUGCAAUAAUGCAAUUUAAUAAUGUUGCCCUUAAGAUUGUUAAAGAUAACUUUGGAAUUUUUGUUUUAUAUUUCGAUAUAAAAACAAAGAACAUGAAUGUAACAACACAGAAGAUGAAUGCUGUCGUCGACCACAAACUGAUUUACACAAAGGAAAAUGACAAUGCAAAAUGUCCACACGAAAAAUGUACACUGCUACGCAGUACAUGUCCACUCUCAUAACAAUAUUUGUUAAACAAUGACCGUCCCAACCAAAUUAUUUCUUCGUCAUUGGUCAAUAAUCGGUGUUGCAUAAUUACCUUGUUCAUGAUGAAUAACUGUAUUUUCCGGUGUGUACCUUCAGCUGAUCACAGACGGCUUCUCACUCGACGUGCCGGGUUUAUGUGACGUGAUGGUCACAUGGUCAUUGAUUAUGAAUAUUUCCCGUGAAGAUUCCGGGGUAGAAUAGGUCUUCAGCAACCCAUGCUUGCCGUAAAAGGUGACUAUGCUUGUCGUGAAAGGUUUUGGUUUGGUUUGGUUUGGUUUGU